This is a messenger RNA of Owenia fusiformis, 887 nucleotides long. Lineage: Eukaryota; Metazoa; Annelida; Polychaeta; Sabellida; Oweniidae. The record is from the annotation of a GenBank genome assembly.
AAUCACGUGAAAAGUAAACAGAAGUUGACUCAGAGAGGAAAGCGUCAAAGACGUCCUGCUCUACUGUUCACUCACGAUAAUGUCAAGUAGCGUCAGUUCAAGAAUAAUUGUGGUACCAGUUGACUACAGCGAACAUGCAGAGAUGGCAUAUGCCUGGUAUGUGGAGAAUAUAAAACAAGAUGGAGAUAUUCUACAUAUUCUUCAUAUCCACGAGCCUCUAAUUCCAAGUUACGUGGGUUGGACCUACCAGGAGGUAGGCGCUCAGAUGGAAUUGGAGAAGCAAAGAGUUAUGGGACUACUCAAGAAAUAUGAACACAAACUUGGGCGUGACAAGAUAAGAGGUCACACCCAUCAUGAAGUCCACCAUAGACCAGGAGAAUGCAUCAUUACCUAUGCCAAAAAUAUCGGGGCACACAUGAUCCUUAUGGCAAGCCGUGGUCAUGGGAAAGUGCGUCAGACCAUAUUAGGUAGUAUAUCAGGAUAUGUGCUUCAUCACGCGCCAAUGCCUGUGCUGAUAAUCCCAAAGCCUCACCAUCAUCAUCAUAUGUUUGGUUGUCAUGACAACAAGGAAAUAAAAGUUGCGCACAAUGGUGCCACCUAUGAUAAGCUUGCUGAAAGCGUAGAGGAAACAGAAAUGUGAACAGUUUUGAAUUAAAAUUAAAACUAUGUAUCCAUAGGUGGACCAAUAAGGGACAAAUGAUUUGGGCCAAUAAGCAACUUUCAAAGACUGAUAUCAAAUAAUUAAGGACCAUUUAAGACUUGCAAAGACUGCAAUUAAAUGACCUAGGCCAAUACGAAUCAACUGAUUUCAGCCAGUUAUGCAAUUACAAAAACUAUGGACUUGAAUAAAUGAUGCGGGCCAAUUAGACACUUGCACAGAACAUGAU